GUUGAAAGAACUGGGUAAUAACUUUCAAUAUGAACCUGGGGCUGCAGCUGGUUUUGUCUUGAUUCAUAUCUUGCAGAUUGAGAAGUGUCCACACAGAACCAGGCAUCGUUGCCCUAAAGAUGUUUGUUGUCUAACUAAUGGAUCCCUGUCCAGCAUUCUGUUACGAGCCUUCGUUCUCUGACGUCACCCCCAGGCCCUCGCCUGAUGUGCUGAGGGAGGCCCAAGCCUAUCACAGGCAAGACAAAAUGUUUGAAUGCGUAUCCUUAGACUCUGAGGAAUAAUGACUGAAUGUGAAAAUAAACAUGAUCAUUAAUCUGUAAUAAAAAGAUGUAUUAGCUGCAGUCCUAACAGCGAUUUAAACAGGAACCAGCCAAAGUCAUUUUAUAGGGAAACAAAAAGCCAGAGCAUAGUAGAUCAGGUCACAUCAGAAUCAGUAUUUCCUGUGGUUGUUGAUGUAUGAUAAUCUGAAAUCAUCAAACUGUGGAGGUUUUGUCUUUUUAACUGUCCCAAAUUGACAAGACAUGGUUACUUUUGCUCACUGAAAGUUUUGGUCCCUCUGCAUUUGGUCUAACACAUUGGGGCCCAGACGAGGCUGCAACCCCUUCAGGCCUCCAUACCGAUCACACACCUGCUCCACGAGCAGCAGCUCUAAUGGGAUAACUGUUCCUAAAUGAAUUUCUACUUGUGAGGGUGUGGAAACAUUUAGUGGCUGACAACUUUAAGUGAGUGAGUGCAUGAGAACAAAUGAAGGGCAGAGCCAGAUACAGUGGAGAGGCUUGUUUAGUUAGGAGGGAAAAAUAAUAAACAGACCAUGGCAGGAAGACAGCAGGAUAUGGACAGUCUCUUUUCGCUGCUUCCCCUCCUCCUUGUGUUACAUAAGCCCCACACUGGUGAGGGGGUUGUUUCUCUGCCUGUGCUCUCUCACAGAAGUGUGUUUUACAGCAUAGAGUAAUGGGUUUGAUGAUCAUCGCCGUCCUGGCCGUGUUAACGGGGGUAACUGGGAGCCCCGGUACGACUGUCAGACCUGAAGGUGCAUCAGCAGACAUGCCAGCUGGGAGCCCCGGUACGACUGUCAGACCUGAAGGUGCAUCAGCAGAGAUGCCAGCUCAUCCCAACAGCGUACUUCAGGUGGCAAAUAACACAGAGCUCUCAGCACAGGGGUCAAUUAUUUGGAAGGGUGAGACGGGCAGAAAAGUUGCCAAAGGAGAUCUGGUGAAAGUAUCAGCAGUGGAGAAAGCUGAGGAGGAAGUGAUGGCGACUGGCGAGCUGAACCCCAGUCAUUACCCUGCUCGGAGGGCAGCCCAGGUGAUCCAACACCACCUCAACACCCACUACGGCUCACCAUACAGGCUGUUCAUGCUGCACAAGGUCCACAGGGGAUACGCAGAGGAUGUGGCAGACUCUGGAAGAAAGUAUCAGCUGGAUGUCUCAGUGGAGGAGCUCUUAAGCAAUACAACAGAGAAAGUCUCUGCAGAGGUUUUCUUUCCCAGGGGACAGAAUCAGAGCUCACCCCAGGUCCAGGCCUCAUGUGAGGAGCUGCUUAAAAUCAGCACUAAAGAACAAGAAGAGGCCCUGUACCAGAAGUACAAGACGAACCAAAGCCUGCUGUCAACACAGCAUUUACCUGACAGCCACGGCCACAUGGAGCCUGACAUGAAGCCGUUCUGGCAUCUGGGCAUCAUAGCCUCCAGCUACAUCAUGCUGAAUGAAUCCACGGAAAACACACUGUACAACAUGGCUCAGGUGGCCAACGUCACGCAGCUGGCAACGGAGAACGACCAGCUGAAGUUUGAAUAUCAGAUACUGCUGCAUGACGUGGUGUCCCAGGAGAUCAUUCGCUGGAAACUGCUGUUCACCUGGACUCCUUCAGAGGGAGUAAAAGUGCUACAGACGGAGAAGCUGCCUCGCUGUCACUGUAAACAGCCUCUAAACAUAAACUAAACGGCUGACAUGUGUCACACUGCCAUUACGACUAAAACAACGCCUUGUAUUCAAAAUACCGGAGCAUGAAUGUGUCGAUGAUGAAGCUGCCAGUUUUAAAUGAAGAUCUACUGCUGAUGUUUGCGAUACAAACCCUUUGAACUGCAGAAGGGUGGAGUUUCCACCAUCGGGAGUUAUAGUAGUGCAUCAUAUAUAAUGAUAUUGUAUCCUUACAUUGUCCUGUAUCGUUGGUUUAUUAUAGCUCAAUUAAACUGUUUCUACAGACUACUGCCUUAGUCAG
Monopterus albus (swamp eel) is the source of this 2221-nucleotide messenger RNA. It is a transcript of the gene lxn, whose product is annotated as latexin. The record is from RefSeq and is a predicted model, not a curated record. Bases 952 to 1941 code for a protein of 329 amino acids. The transcript is spliced from 8 exons. Lineage: Eukaryota; Metazoa; Chordata; Actinopteri; Synbranchiformes; Synbranchidae. Gene Ontology annotation, molecular function: metalloendopeptidase inhibitor activity.